CUUGAGCAGAGCAGACUCAGCCUGGACCUUAGCAACAAAUUCUGGACUAUGAGGCUGGUGGAGCUCUGGAACAGGUUCCCCAGGGAGGUGCUUGAGGCCCCUUCCCUGGAGGCAUUCAAGAUGAGGCUUGACGGGUCCCCGGGUGGCCUGGGCUGGUGGAGAUGUCCCUGCUGAGUGCAGGGGGGCAGGAGCGAGCGAGCUCUGGAGGCCCCUUCCAGCCCAGACGGUGAACUUGCCGUCGGCGGCGGCAGAGCGGUGGCCCUGCUGCGGGCACGGCGCGGGGCUGGCAUCGCUGAGCCCCGCGGUGCGGCGGGCGCGGCAGUUCUCGGCUGCCCUCGCUGGCGGGCGUGCGGGCGUUGGGCUGGCACCCGGGGGAACGAGCAGGACCUGUUUGCCACGGGGCCGCCGCAGGAAUGUGGGAGGCUGGCAGCCGCGGGCGGGUCCCGUGGGGACGCGGAGCGGUGCCGCCCGCACUGCCGCCCGCACUGCCGCCCGCGGCACCCAGGCGCCCGCACCAUGGCCCCGCUGCUCCUGCUGCUGCUCCUGGCCACGGCCCACGGCCUGGAGACGAUCAACUACACCCCGACGCUGGCCAGCGCUGACCUGGGGGGGCAGAUCACCACCUCCACCUUCGUGCUGGAGCAGCCUCGCUGCGUCUUUAAGGACCUGACCACCGAGGAGAUCUGGCUGGUGGUGGCCGUGCCCGACGCCGUGAAGGACUUCAACAACAGCCUGGCACCGGGGAGCCCCGAGCGGGCGUUCCAGGAGUUCCCCGACGCCACCCCUGCCUACAUGACCCUCAACACCACCCUGCUCAGCUACCCCUGCCCCAAGCCCUCCGGGGACAUCACGGUGCUGCGGGUGGGCAGCGAGACCAGCUGUGCCAACGACGCCUCCAGACCCAGCUGCAACGGCCCCCUGCCCAGCCCCGGCACCUACCAGGUGAAGUUCCUCGUCUGGAACGGCUCCAGCCCUGUGGCAGAGACGAGGUGGUCAAAGCCCAUCACCCUGCGGACAGCCAAGCAGCCCAGCAGCAUCCCAGUGCCGGGCAGUGGGCACAGCGGUGCCAUGAUCGCCAUCACCACCAUCCUCUCCAUCCUCUUCGCCAUCCUGCUGGCUGGCCUGCUGGCCAUGCUGGUCUUCUGGGGCUCGGACACCUGUGGCUGCAGCAGCAGCUUCAGCAAGCCGGAGGCGGUGUCGGUGCGCAGGUACAACACCCACCACGUCUACGACCAGCCAGCUGCCCGCCUCUGAGCCCCGCCGCGGCGCUCCGCUGCCCCCUGCCACCCCCCAGCACCUCAGCACCUCGCCCUGCACCUCUGGGUGCCCUCGCGAUUGCCCCACCGGCGCCGGUGGCACGAUGCCCACCGCCGUGGGGGGCACGGCCGUGGACCAGCGCCGCAGGGAGCUGUGAUGGAGCAGGAGAGGAACCAUUAAAGGCCCUUCCGAGC
Messenger RNA from Pogoniulus pusillus (Red-fronted tinkerbird), 1451 nucleotides. RefSeq names its product uroplakin-3b-like protein 1. Bases 517 to 1254 code for a protein of 245 amino acids. NCBI's taxonomy places the organism in Eukaryota, Metazoa, Chordata, Aves, Piciformes, Lybiidae. The record is from RefSeq and is a predicted model, not a curated record. The transcript is spliced from 6 exons. Gene Ontology annotation, cellular component: membrane.